Messenger RNA from Brassica napus (rape), 1146 nucleotides. RefSeq lists its product as uncharacterized. Lineage: Eukaryota; Viridiplantae; Streptophyta; Magnoliopsida; Brassicales; Brassicaceae. The record is from RefSeq and is a predicted model, not a curated record. The transcript is spliced from 5 exons. Bases 63 to 923 code for a protein of 286 amino acids.
CUAUUAACUCCAUUUUCUCCUUCAUUUUCCCGGAAAAGAGAGACAAGAGAGACUGUUGUUCAAUGUUGAUGCAAUUCAUAGGCUAUUCCGAAGCUGCCAAGGAUCCGGAAAUGCAGGGGAUAUAUAGUAAUGCUUCGAGUUUAAACGCUAGACCGAGUAACUCAAGCACUCUGAACCAAACCAUGAAUGUUUCAAGACCGAGGAAGCGCAAAGAUUCAACCUUCUUACAAUCACCAUGGAACAAAGUCUAUCUGCAACCUUCAGAGUUAUGUCACAGCAUCAGUGUGUCAGAACAAGAGUGGGCCCUUGCGGCAAAUACACUCUGUGAGAAGGUAAUACUAUCUCUUAUACUAAUCACUUCUUCUUUUACCAAACAAUCUCUAUCUUCAAAUAAAGAGUUUUUUUUUUGUUGUUGUUGGUUGGUACCAUCUGAUGCUAAGAUCGAUCCAAAUGAGGUGGUCUCUUCUUCAAAGAAGAGGCUUGUUUUCUCCACAAAUCUUAUGCAACAACUUCUCCAACCAGCACCAACGUUUGUUUUCUCGGACAUCAAGUCAGCUUUCAACUACGAGAUUAUGCUUUACUUUGAGUCCAGAAUCACCCUCGCUGAUGCAUGUUCUCUCACGUGCCACUCGGAUUUUGAUAAGAGCACAAAUGAUCAGGAAAGAGGAUAUAGUGCACUUGUCAAAGCUUUCAUGGAGAAGUUGCAACACCUCGAAGAGGACUUCCAAAGCUGGGAGAGUGCCACAUCGAUAUUAGACAUCAUCUUAGAAAUCCAAGACAUUGAAAGAUUCUCGGUGAUAAACCGUCUGGCCAAGUUUCAUAGCCGUGCAAAGACCAAUACUAAAAGAUCAGUUCCUCAGAGAUACGUUGAAUUACAAAAGCCAGGGAACCUACCUGAGCCACUACAAUGUCUUCCUCUGUGAUCAUCAGGCUUUUUAGGGGGGAAGUAACUAUAGGGGAUGAUCUGGAAGAAAACCUUUAGUAUAUAGUUUUCAUUAUAUAAAUAUGUACCCUAUGGCCCAUUAUCUGUACUUUUUUUAAGACCUUGAUGUUUAUGUAAUGACUCUUUGACAUGCGUAUAGGGAAACUUUGGUAGAUGACUAUAUUGAAGAUAAAAAUGCGCAAAACUAUGGUGUACCUUAAAGU